Molecule: messenger RNA, 1317 nt
Organism: Filobasidium floriforme
Lineage: Eukaryota; Fungi; Basidiomycota; Tremellomycetes; Filobasidiales; Filobasidiaceae
Product: Snf7-domain-containing protein
Exons: 6
Biological process (GO): late endosome to vacuole transport via multivesicular body sorting pathway; vesicle budding from membrane
Cellular component (GO): multivesicular body; ESCRT III complex
Source: RefSeq, a predicted model, not a curated record
UCGACCCUACAAACGCCCUCGCAACCCCGUCUACAGGCCCUCUAUACGUUCACCUCUAACCAGGAGCUGACCAACCCAGCGGGUUACGAAGCCAAUCUACGAUGGUGGUCCUCGGUAUUGGAGGAAUCUCUCAGGGAAGGAUUGCUCGGACGUGGUUCGGACUCGACGACGGUCGACAGGCUGGGGUUCGAGGUGGACAAGGAGGCAUUAGGCAGGGCGUUCGAGUGGACUGCGGGCGGGUUGACGGGGACGGGAAGGCCAAAAGGGUUAGCAAGCGUCGUCGACUCGCAACUCUCGUCAACGCCACCCAAUUAUCUCCCCCUUCCUUCAUUCCUUUCUUCCCCAUAUCCCAUCUCUCAAACCCCUUCGCUCACUUCUAGACUCAUAACCGCUCCGCUCUGGUGGGGUCUCUCCAAGCUGAACCCGUUCGGAGCCUCGUCGUCGCCCAAAGGAGUUGAUGAGGAAAAGAUAUGGAAACGGUUGAGGGGCGUCAGGGUGGUUCAUCUUGGGUUGGUCGAGGAAGUCGCUCAGAACUUGAUCUCCCACCUCGCCUCUUCCCCACCUCUGACCCCAUCGGCACACCUUCUUACUACGAGCUCAUUCCUCAGCCGAUAUUCUACUAUGGUACUGCCUUCCUGUUCACGUUCGGGGUCGAGCAAAGAUCAAGAGCAGGUCGGAAUCAGCGAGAGAGAUUGCAAAAUCCUGUUGAGGUAUCUGCAACGGGACAAGAAGGUGUUAGUGGCCGAUGAGAAGGGCGAGGUCUACAAGAUCGUACCUCUAGGCACAGACCCUAGCGACGUCAAGGUCACAGAAGCGGAUCGGGGAACGGUAGCGAUCAUGGCUACGCUAGACAAGCUUGAUAGGCAGAUUGAAGGUAUUCACGAGGAGAUGAUUAGUGCCCAGACCAAAGCCUCGACGUUCUUGAAGCAGAACCAGAAAACAAUCGCCCUCUCAUACCUCCGAUCGAAGAAGCAACUGGAGAGUGUUCUAGAGAAACGGGUCGGGGCGGCCGAACAGCUCAGGACGGUCUUAAGAGGAAUCGAUAAUGCCCAAGGGGACGCCGAGAUCAUCAAGGCCUACGAAAUGUCGACCUCGACCCUGCGUUCCGUCUUGUCGAACCCGGCGCUUCAGCGAGAUCGCGUGGACGCGACCAUGGAUGCCUUGGCGGACGCUCUCGCAGACCAGCAGGAGAUCGAUCAGGCUAUCCAGAGUGGCGGUCAGUUGGCCCUCGCCGGGUCUAGUGCAGGGGUCGAUGUGGACGAGGACGACCUGGAGAAGGAGUUGGAAGGGUUGGUGCAGGAGAAGAAGCGGGAAGAG